CGGAAUUACAGGUAGCACUUGUCCACGGCUAACUUUAAAGAUCAGUCCGGGAGGUGCCAAGUUGAGUGCGCGAUGAUUUGCAUUCUCUCAUCGGAACUGUGGGGAGGGAACUCGACAUUGAAAACGUAUCCGACAAGCUGCAUUAGAGAAAAGUCAAAACUACGCCUUGCUGCUAUAUAUUGGCAGUCAAGCGUAAGAGAAGGCGCUUUUUGACUAAGGAAUGUGCUUUGCACACAGUGGACGUGGAUUCUAUCCCGCGUAGGAUUCAAGCCCUUGGACUUGCUUCAGACUCUAUCAGCCCAGAACCCAUUUUCCUGGCCGCUGCGUCGACAUAACGUUGCAUUGUGCCGAUCAUCCGAAUCCUAGCUUCAGGCGUGGAGAACGACAAGCCUCCGUCUUUGCUACCACAAAUAUCAGAUACAAUUGAUUAUUGCACGAUUUCCUUUAAGAUUCUGCAUGGCUUUUUCAUUUGAAAUCAUCCACCAAACACGAAAAUAAAGAAGACGAAGUUAACUCAGAAUACGCUCAAAGCUUAUGGAAUCAGUUUCGACAGGAAUCUUUACGGUCAAGCUGAGCUUCCUCCACAUGUUGAGCAGCUACGGGAUAUUCUGCUUUCCUUUGACCAUGUACUGCCGAGUGAAACUGAAACUGAUUUUAAGGACGAGAAGGCAGCUAUUGAAGCAAUAAAUAAACGCAUAGAGAUCCAAGCUAAUACUAAUAAAACACUGCUAAAAGUUGAGACGUUGGAUGCGGAGCACAACGAUGCCGUGCCACCAGAAUCGGCUUACGAGAACAAGUACCGAAAUUUCAUUGAAGGAUUCGAGCUCCAGAAAGCCUUGAGUCUGCGCGAAAUUGCAAAAGCGCGAAAAAUGGCAGUCGAAGCGAGAUUCUUGAUACAGAAUCGAGUCUCGGAAGACUUCUGGGUGUCGCUCCUUCAUGAAUCAAUUUUCAAGGAGUUUUACAACACACAUGGCUUCGUCAAGUUCAGUUAUGAAUCACUCUCGAAAGGUUAUGCUAUGCAUAAAAUGCGACAUGGAGCUCGGCGGAGAAGCUUCAGCCGUGGAAGACGCGUGGACUAACUAAGCCGAAGCCCAACUUCACGUACACGUUUAAGAUCAUUGACAUGGCAAGAUGUGAGAAAAAAGGUCUGGAAGUCUGAAAUAACACGGAAUUUCUCGCUUGAGGUACUUCAGGCCCUUUGCGCAGCAAGUCCAAGACAGCUGAUAUAUUCUCCAAGCGGGGAUAUAUUGAGGACACUUGGGAAUGCAGACCGCACAUGGUAUUUGACCUGUUUUCCGUGGGCUGUUGUUGAGAGUAAGAAAUCAAAUACAGCUGAAAAAUAUUGUAAUUGCCAAGCAGCUAAUGCUGCAGCUGUUGCCUUGAAGAUGUUUGAAAGCUUGAUGCUUGACGAAUAUCUGGUAGGAGAUUACCAGAUACCCCCUGUCAUUGCAUUUACGACCAUCGGUGAAAAAGUUAAACUUUGGAUAGGGUACUGUGCGAAGGAUGAUGAUGGAAGCUCCUAAUACAGAAUGGUUCGAAUCUGGGAAACAUCAAUUCUAACUGCUUGGGGUGUGAUACAAUUACGCGAAGUCAUCAAAAACAUGCACCGAUGGGCAGCUGAAGAUCUCCGGUCUAUCAUUUGGACUUAUCUUCGAAGAUGGAAGGAGGAUCACAUGAGAAACAAUUCACUAUUCUCGCAAAUACUUUCUCCGUCUGCAUCAGCAUCUUCAUUUCCAGCGAAGCCAAAGACGCCUGAACAUGUAACGAAGAAUGGAGAGCGCAAACGAGUGAACGAAGUCACUCUGGUUAGACCAACGGUGUGCAAAAUGUCGCAGCAGUUAAUUCCUACCUCCAGCAAUGGCUCACCAUUUGUCAAAGAUGAACACAGCGUCUACAGAACGACUUCACUGCCUGCAAAACAAGGGCGGAACAACAGCUCCAGGGAUGUGAAAUUGAUAGAUUCCAACCAUGAUGGAGACCGCAUCAGCACCCAUGGUCAACGGAACGCUUUUGCUAUGUGCCCUACAAAUAAUCUUUCCCAGCUAUCUGAUCCUUUCCAGUCGAGCAGUAGGUUCGCAGAAAAUUCUCACUAUAUUCGGACGUCUACUUGGUUCACAGAUCUUGCAGCUCGACGAAAACAGGUCCUAAGGGAAAUUAAUGGCGCAUAUUUCUGGUAAUUAGAUCUAACUAAAGCCAGGCCUCUCCAAUCCCAUGAAGCAUUAUUAUUAGAUUGUCUAUGGGCAGCUCUUGAGCGCUGCAUAGAGGAUAACUCUUUCAACCAGAACCUCGCGAUUGACGUGGUCUCU
Verruconis gallopava is the source of this 2306-nucleotide messenger RNA. RefSeq lists its product as uncharacterized. The record is from RefSeq and is a predicted model, not a curated record. Bases 1530 to 2177 code for a protein of 215 amino acids. Lineage: Eukaryota; Fungi; Ascomycota; Dothideomycetes; Venturiales; Sympoventuriaceae. The transcript has 5 exons.